AUGUCCAGACCACUUAUAACCAUGGCUAGAGCAGUAAUCAAGACACCGCCAAUACUAAAGGCAACCACAGCCACGCGUUUUAUAUCAUCAUCACAGCAGUUGUUUAGACCGGCAUUAGCGGCAGAAACGACAGAAUACCUUGCAACUGGAGGGUCUACACAAUCGGCAUGGCCAAAGAAUUUCAGACAGGCCAAACCUAAAAACUGGGAUGAAAGUGGAGAAUCUGCAUUGAGUAAAGCAACCAAAUACUUUUUCUUGAGUGAGAUUGCUCGUGGUAUGUACAUUUGCUUAGAGAUGUACUUUAGAGCGCCAUAUACCAUAUACUAUCCUUUUGAAAAAGGUCCAAUUUCACCAAGAUUCAGAGGCGAGCAUGCUUUGAGAAGGUACCCGCUGGGUGAAGAAAGAUGCAUUGCAUGUAAAUUGUGUGAAGCUAUUUGUCCCGCACAGGCAAUUACAAUUGAGGCCGAGGAAAGAGCAGAUGGAUCAAGAAGAACGUAUAAAUAUGAUAUUGAUAUGACCAAAUGUAUUUAUUGUGGAUACUGUCAAGAAUCGUGUCCCGUUGAUGCUAUUGUUGAGAGUCCAAACGUUGAAUAUUCUACUGCGACAAGAGAAGAAUUGUUGUACAAUAAAGAGAAAUUAUUGGAUAAUGGAGAUAAAUGGGAACAGGAGUUGCAAUACUGUAUAGACGCUGAUGCUCCUUAUCGUUAA
Lodderomyces oxycetoniae is the source of this 708-nucleotide messenger RNA. RefSeq lists its product as uncharacterized. The transcript has a single exon. Lineage: Eukaryota; Fungi; Ascomycota; Pichiomycetes; Serinales; Debaryomycetaceae. Gene Ontology annotation, biological process: mitochondrial respiratory chain complex I assembly; mitochondrial electron transport, NADH to ubiquinone. The record is from RefSeq and is a predicted model, not a curated record. Gene Ontology annotation, molecular function: NADH dehydrogenase activity; 4 iron, 4 sulfur cluster binding. The coding region runs from base 1 to 708 and encodes 235 amino acids. Gene Ontology annotation, cellular component: membrane.